Molecule: messenger RNA, 7157 nt
Organism: Mastomys coucha (southern multimammate mouse)
Lineage: Eukaryota; Metazoa; Chordata; Mammalia; Rodentia; Muridae
Gene: Rab22a
Product: RAB22A, member RAS oncogene family
Exons: 7
Coding region: 515-1099 (194 amino acids)
Molecular function (GO): GTP binding; GTPase activity
Source: RefSeq, a predicted model, not a curated record
UCCGCCCACCAGCCUGACUGCGCUCACCCGCCAUCUUGGGACGGGUGGGGGGUGGAGCUAGAGGCGUGGUAACGCCAAGAUCACGCCCCACCCCGUUCCUCCCACUCCUUAGAGAAGAUGGGGCUGAGGCGGAGCUGGAGGGCGGGGCGACGCUGAGGCUCCGCCCCUUGGUGCUCCGCCCACCCGCCUGUGAGCUGAGAGCCGGCCGCCCCGCCCUCGCGGAGAAGGUGGCUGCCGAAGUGGGCGGGGAGGUCAGGUGACCCAGCUGGCGUCCCAAGAUGGCGGCGGCGGUGGCGCCCGGGAGGCCGAGGCGGUGUCCGGGCUGUUGAGGUGACUCCGCGGGACAAGUGACGGGUCGGCCGAACCGAAGGGCGGCGGCGGACGCACGGCCGCCCCGAGUGCUCGGCCUGGACUUGGCGGUGAGGCAGCGGCGCCGGGGGAUGCUGGUGCUGGGCCGGGCCUCUCCCUCCUCAACUUAGGGCGGCGGCGGGCCCGCACCCCUGGUUCCCGGGCCAUGGCGCUGAGGGAGCUUAAAGUGUGCCUGCUUGGGGAUACGGGUGUGGGCAAAUCAAGCAUUGUGUGGCGGUUUGUGGAAGACAGUUUUGAUCCGAAUAUCAAUCCAACCAUAGGGGCAUCCUUUAUGACCAAGACUGUCCAGUACCAAAAUGAGCUACAUAAAUUCCUAAUCUGGGAUACAGCUGGACAAGAACGAUUUCGUGCGUUGGCACCGAUGUACUAUCGAGGGUCAGCAGCAGCCAUCAUCGUUUACGACAUCACAAAAGAAGAGACGUUCUCAACACUGAAGAACUGGGUGAGAGAGCUCCGCCAGCACGGCCCCCCUAGCAUUGUUGUUGCCAUCGCAGGGAACAAGUGUGAUCUUACUGAUGUCAGAGAAGUCAUGGAGAGAGAUGCUAAGGACUACGCAGAUUCCAUUCAUGCCAUCUUUGUAGAGACCAGCGCAAAAAAUGCAAUAAACAUAAAUGAACUCUUUAUAGAAAUUAGUCGAAGAAUUCCAUCCACUGACGCCAACCCGGCGUCUGGCGGCAAGGGCUUCAAACUCCGAAGACAGCCAUCGGAGCCAAAGCGAAGCUGCUGCUGACGGCCCUGGGCCUGACCUUGAUGAAGAAGCAGGUGGUCCUGGAUGCUGCAAGAGAGCCGUGCCUGCCACUGGCUGCCACCUCAUGCUCUUAUGCAAAAAGGACUCAGAGGACCAGCUGCUGGGUCUCUCGGAAGACCGCAGCAGGCAUCUCUGUCUGCAGACUUCUGUCAGUGGACUCCGGCAUGCACAGAUCAUGCCUGACUGAAAGGAGCACCUGCUGCAUGGAUGGUAGGAUUGACUGGCUGGUCCUCUUGUAAGCAGGAUUUCAUGUAUUAUUUGUAAAGGGAAAUGAGCACUUUCGUGGAUAUAAGGGAAAAGGCUGUAGAGAUGGUCAUCUCCUUAGUCCUCAUCUCUAGUGUCAGAGUCGUAUCACUAAGAUGUGGGAAGAGAUCACAAGUAGAAGGAUGGUGUUCCUGGGACAGCUUCCACCAUCUCUAAAGCACUUUCACGCACAGUAAAUUCAUGCUGCCAUCGCAGCAGCUGCCGGUUCACCUUGGGUUUGCUUCUGACCCUGUAUGUGUCAGAACCCACGCACAUUAGUUAUGGUCACCUUUCUACAUAAACUCUCGUGGUCCAGGCGAUGGGGUAGAGAAGCUACCUGGAGCCAGUUGAGUUGCAUGUGUCCAAACUGAUGAACAGUAAUUUUAAAAAGAGGAGGAGAGAACAAAGCAAGUGAGUCUUUUGGGGGGAUGGUUGUUUGUUUAUGGUUUUUUGCCCUGUUUGUUUUGGUGGGGAAAACAACUGUGUGCUGCCUAGCAUAUGUAAAUUUGUAGUCUAUAUUUAUGAGACCAUUGCUUAAAAAUUAUAAAUUAUGUAAAUACAUUAAUAACUUCUGAAUUCCUUUCAGUACUCAUUUAGUCCCAUGCUUAUCUCCUGUGUGCCCACCCAUUUUCCAGCCUGUCCACAGGAAACUCUGAAGCCCAUUCACCUUGUGCAGAAGCAUGGAGCACUUAGCUCGAAGCUUCCUUCCUCCUCCCCCACCCUUCUGCAUCCCAUCUGGAAAUGGUAAUAAAGACACAUGCCUCCUUGACAAGCCUGACUAGUCCUUCCUGCCGGGGGCAAGAGUGAGCCCAGGACCCGUAAUUCACCUAGGGCGAGAGUGAGCUUCUCUCAGCUCCUCCAGAGAGCUCGGACCAACUGUUUUAAGAGUGCUUUGCUUAUUAACAGCCGGCUCACCUCUCCCUCCUUUAUCUUCUCUUGUUCUGUUAGUGCUUCACACUCUUUUCCCUCAGGAGCCUAAUGAGGUUUUUAAUAUAAUCUAAAAAUAAAGCACCCAAGUGAAGCUGCUGGAAAUUUGUUCCUGGCCUAAUUUGGCGCCCUUCCAGCCCGGGUAUUGUAAGGGAAGGAAAUUUACAAGAUUAAAUAGGAAAUGAAGCAGCUUGGAUUUCAAACCAAAUUGUGUUUUCAGAGCUGUCCUUAACUGAACAGUCAAAACUUUUCAAAACAAUUGUUGCUACUUUAUGCCCCUCCGCCACAUGCUUAAGAUGGAGAGGGUUUAAUGGAAUGGCAACCCAGGUGACACCAGACCUGAACGAGGGCUUGUAAACAUCUCAAGUUGCUUAUCCUUCCUGAAGUCAGACUUUGAGCACCUCUGUAUAAACAAAAACAGCAUUGCUUGGCUCAUGUGGACAAGGCUACCCAUGUGAGACCCUUUCUGUCUCAUUUCACCAAAAGAUGGUAUAGAUUCUUGACCUGGAGAGUUGAGUAAAUUCUGUGUCAUGGCACAUGAGUGUGCAGGAAAACACCUAUACCCCUACUGUUCCGUGACAGCCCCAGGCCUCUCUAGAUGCCUUCCCUCCUGGGGCACAUGGGGGGAAUGACUGAGCACAGGAUUAGAAGCAUAGACUCUGUUCAUGUCUUCCUCCCCAUCUGUCACAGUCUGACCUAGACACAGGGCUGUCUUGCUUAUGGCAUUGUGUGCUCAGUGACAGCAGGUCUCCUUCAGACCCACCCUUCCUGUGCGCGCAGUGAGCACAGGGACAUCUCCACUAACUUUCUUUCUUUUGACCACAUUUUAGAUUAAGCAGGAAUCUAAUACACAUUCUUUGUUUUCCUGGCUGUUUCUUAAGAGAAAUAGCCAGACUCCAAAGGCAUUAAGACACACAGACCCUCCAUAAAAUUCUUUGGUUCCCUUGUGACGCAGGGCCAUUUUUAAAAACUUUGAAGAAUGAACAGAAGGGAAGAUGUUUAAUUAACUGCCGGUACGUAUUGAUCUCUUUCUGAGGAACUGGAAUAAGCUCCUUGCAGGUGUCCGAUCCUAGGAACCACUGUCUCUCCAUGGCUCCUUCUACAUAAGUGUUUUUCUGAUUCUGUGAUAACUAAUUAACUAUCAUUUGGUGAUUAAAGGAGCAUAGCAUGAGAGCUUGAUUAAGUGUCCUUCAGUGUAAACUCUGAGAAGUGAUUGGGGAGAAAUACCUGCUGCAAGCCCUUCUGUCUCCCAGUGAUACGCUAUCGCCCGCUUGUCAGCUGCCUCCAAGACAAGUGCUGGACAUGGCAGCUGAGAGAUUUAUUCCUCUGAAAAUAACCCCGGUCCUUGUUCCCCAUCUAUGAUAGUGCUUGAAGUGUUCACCUCCUCUCAUUGUGCUCCUCUCCCUUCCAUGCCUACCCAGGUCAGAGGCUUGAGAUUGUCUUAUGAGAGGCUUGGCUACUUGAAGAGGCCAGUGUCCUUGUGGAGAGAUGAGCUGCCCUGUGGAGUUUUUAAUAGAUGGGGGUGGGGGGGCAGCCCACAUUUAAUUUUAGGACUUCUCUGUAAGUCUUAACAUGUAUUCCUUGUCUCCAGGAGGCAAAUAGGUUAGGGGGAUUUCCAGAGCUCUAAGAGAUGCAGUACUGAAGGUGGUUUGUAGUAGGUGGCCGUCUCCUGGCACCGUGGGCUUCCAGACCAGAGGGCCUGCUGCUCUAUUGAAAGGGCAGUGUGUUUGAAUGGGCGGGUUUGCUUUGGGAUUCAUUGCAUGCCAGCACAUCAGCCUCCACAUCCCAGAAGGCAACGGUUCAUUGCUUUAUGUCUCUUUCUGCUGCAAAAGACAUUGAUGAGGUGCAGCUCAGCACUUCUUUACACACAUUCUUUCAGGACCCAGAGACUGUGACACAUGGGUCUUCAGAUACCCAAGUGUUGGCGAAACCCUGCAGGAGUCACAAAAGAAUCCUUACCUGGGGACCCCUAAGUUAACCUACAAUCCUGCUUCAGAACAUGGCUGCCAACCAGGUUGGCUUUUAUCAUUAAACUUAGCAGGCUGUCACCCUGACCGGUGAGCACAGAAAGACCAUGGGAGCUGGCUCCUGGAAUCCCCUAGAAGUCCUCAUUAAACUUGGUCUGGAGGAACAGACAACAUAGUCUUUGUUAUUGGACUUGAUUUCAAGAUACGUCCCACCUCAUCAUAGCUCAUACAAGAUGCAAGCUGUCAAUACUGUAUAAGAUGAUACUGAAGAUAGCUAUGAAUAUGUUUUUGCUUUGGGAGUUGGUGGGAGUUGGCACUUGCUAUGAAGGCUGAUGACACAAAUUGAAUCCCCAGUCCUAUAUAAUGGAAGAAGAAUUCCACAGGUUGUCUUCUGAUACACACACACCGCAUCAGUAAAUGUCAUAAUUAGAAAAAAAUAUUCUGAGCAUCAUAUUAUGUAGAGGAUAAACAGAGCACUGUGCAGCUUUAGAAAAGGAGGGUCAGAUAGAAUUUAGCCUGAGGCUCAGAGGGAUGACCUCAGUGAAUUUCCCAUGGCAGCAGAAAGGCUUGUCUCGACUUCCAGUAAUAGAAAACUAGGCAAUUUGAUUAUCUGAUUUUCGAGAAAUGUUAAUGGAAUUCCAGGGCAUUUGUCCUGUUUUAUGUGCAAAUGAAAGUCUGAAAAAUAUUAGAAGGCUACUACACUUCUCAGGAGCCUCCCUUCUGUAUCUCGGAAGGUGAUGAGCGAGGGGCCGCUGUGAUGAAGUUCAUUAAUGUGCUGCGAAGGGCGGCUGAAUGGAGCUUGGAAUCGCUGUGUUUCUCAGCUCGUCCUUCAGGGUGCUCUUAGCAAGGAGGAGAGUGAUUUACUCUCUGGAGCUAGGACUUCCACCAGCAUGCAUCACAUUUAAUUUGAUGGUCUGUACUAUCAGAAAUAACUAAUAUCUGUGUUCUUUCCUCUCAGAGAGCAAUCAAUUAUAGAUGUGCUAGAAUAUUUUGGCUUCAAAACAAAAGGAUUCAGAAGUUUAAUAAUUAAAAAAAAGUCUCAGGCCUUCCAUCGGUGCCUUUUUAUUAUGUUGAACAUUUUAGAUAGCAAGAUUAGAAUAUAUAAAUAGUAGAUGGUGAGAUUAAAAUCAUAAUGUCUAACAAACUUAAGAAAAAAUGUUUUAAUUUGCUGUGAGUUCAUUUUAUGGUGCCCAGUGCCUCAUCAAAAUGCUACAUAAUUACAACAAGCAAAAGCCCGGGUAGCUCUCCACAGACAGGCCUUAAGUGCCAAACUCUAUCUGCCAAUUAAUGGGGAAUCCUAAGACAGCAAUGAUUUUUUUAAAGAGCCGUCUUUAAUUGACAGUUUUCAACUACGGGUCUUAAUGUCCUCCUUAAUCGCACAGUAGAAGCAGCCUGCUGGCUUCCACGUGCCACUUCUUGAUUCAGGAACUUUCCAGUGUUUCAAAGCAGCUUGUUUACUGCAGUCCAUUGGAGGAGUCCUCUUUAAAAUAGCAUGCUGCACACGGGGCCCGUGGUCUUCACUCAGAACUACCAUUGUCAAGGAAGCCCCAAGCAUCGAAAGGCAAGCUGUGCGCUUCCGCCACCGCUCCAUGAGGUAGGGCUUGAGUCAGCCGCUCAGUGCCUGCAGUCUGUCCCGUGCUCCUCUCCUCACUCCAGGCCAUUGCCAGGCCUGCCCACAACACUGUUUGCCUUAAGGACUCAUCCUAACAUUGUUUGGCCAUCAUUAACACUUGGUAUUUGUACUUAAAUAAUCCCUCUUUCCCCUCAGAAAAGCUUGGAAGCAAGGCUAGAACUUCGUUCCCUCCCAUCCCUGUUUGAAGUUUACUGCACAGUGCAUGAAACUUUCUCAACUUGGGUCAUGCCCAUGAUAGUCAGACGGACCAGUUAGCUUGGGGGAGGAUGAUUGGCAGCCAGGUAGUCAGAGCAGCUGAUCGAAGCUCUAUAUUUAAACCAUUUGUUAGACUGUUGUAGACAGAGUUUUAUUGCCCUGGGAAGGAUCUUUUUUUUUUAACUCGCUCCACUCAGUCUUUCCAUCAUUUUACAUCGUGAGUCACUCACACCAUCAUCAAUCACCACCCUGACCUUCAGAAAUUACGGCUUGCCUUCCACAAGGAUUGGCGCAGAAUUCUCCCUUAGGCUCCCUGCGCAUGUGGUGUGCCCUUCUCUGUGGGGGGAAAGAGCCCCCCAGGACUUAUAGAAGGGCAUUGGGCAGCAUGAGCCCGAGAGGCAGACACAGUUACAGUGACAGAAUGUGAUCUGUCACUGGUGAUAGGGCGAUGGGCUGAAGGAUCCGAACUCCACAGAGUUUAUGAGAGAGCACUUGUCUGGGAGUUUGAAAGUCCAAAUCGGACAUUUAGAGAGAAAAGACAAUCUAAGCCCUUGUACCAGCAAUCCUUUUUUUCUCCUAAGAGUGCCAUCCCUUGUCAAGACCAAUGCCAGGAGUAAGCGACCUGUGCCUUUUACAAUAGCAUCUAUUUGAAAAUGCAGUUGCCCCUGGUUUCCCAAGCCUGGUAGCACUCUAAAUAGCCUGAACCUAAAGCCGUGGUGGCUUCACACCAAAUGACAUACUGCCUGCUUACCUGGGUCGUAAUACUGGGAUGAGGAUUUGCCAAGCCUGUAUGGAUGUUCCAUGACUAUUUUUGCAGUCUGACCUUGGGCUGGACCUAAGUCUAUGUAAACUGUAUGAUGUCUGUUUGGUUUGUAAAUGCCGAUUAAAGAAAACUCAGCCGUUCGCUUUUGUGUACUUCUGUUUGCAGACAGUAGGUCUGGCACGCUUUGGAACAGUGCUUCUUCGGCUUGGCUUCAAUCGUAUGCUUUAUAGAGUGUGGCAUGCUCUGUCACUAAAAAAUUUGUGUAAAGAAUGGUGUAAAUAUUUUGUUAAUAAAAUGCUAUGUUUACAGAGG